UCCGUUCGGAGUCCGCCAUUUUUUGUCCCGAUCACACCGCGCGCCGGACAGCUCCGUCGAAAAUGGCCCAAAACUCGUCCAAUUCCGAGGGAAAACUCCCCGUUCCCGACAUCAGGACCACCCCGAUGAAGCCAAGAAGGUCUAGUUUCAGUCCUGGAAGCCCUGGCUUCAGCGAUUUCAUGGUGUACCCCUGGAAGUGGGGCGAGACAGCGCAGAGUGUUACUCUCAGCCCCGGGAGUUCGGUGGAGGGGUCCCCGCCCGGCCGAGGGGCGCGGCACGAUACGACACGACGAGGCCGACCGAGAGCCGACAGUAUCACCCAACUCAUCCAAGAAGGGCAGAUGGCUCCUAGUGGCAUCCGCUGCCAAACCUGCCAUCGCACUUUUCCAAGAGAAAAAUCCCUACAAGCUCAUCUCAGAACACACACAGGCGAGCGUCCGUACCGUUGUGACUACCCUGAUUGUAACAAGGCCUUCGUGCAGAGUGGACAACUGAAGACCCACCAGAGGCUGCACACGGGGGAGAAACCGUUCGUCUGUAACGUACCAGGAUGCAACAGUCGCUUCACCCACGCUAACCGGCACUGCGCAGAACACCCGUACGCCGGGCUGCGGAGGGAACAGACUCCGACCUUAGACCUCAAGGUCAAGGACGCAGAGAACAACAAAGCAGUGGCAGAAUGGCUCGCUAGGUACAUUGCAGCCAGACAGGAAGACAAGACGCCGUCCAAACAGAAGGACCAAGAGUCCAGGCAACCACCGGAGGCUCCGCAGAAAUCCACCACAGACGAGACGGAGCGGAAGCAGGCGCGCGUCGCAGCACGGAGGCGAAUCCAGGAGCAGCGAGACAAGUGGUACGGAGCGCUCGCGUUGGUGGAGCUCGCUGACAACCUGAUGCAGCAAGAUUCGGCAAAGUCGGAGGAAGACGAGUACCAAUAUGUGGAGAAGAGGGAUGCACAGGUUCAAACGGGAGAGCAGCAGCAGAACCAUCCAUACUACAUUCCUUUGUAAAUAAAUUCUGCUGAAUGAAAGGACUUCUAGUGUGAACUGCAGCAAAAAAACAAAUGCCAGUUUUACUUCUAACUCUGCUUUAAUAGAAAACAAAGGAUAGCUUGAAAACCAUCCAUACUA
This is a messenger RNA of Branchiostoma belcheri (Belcher's lancelet), 1130 nucleotides long. Its product is annotated as zinc finger protein 367-like. Gene Ontology annotation, molecular function: RNA polymerase II cis-regulatory region sequence-specific DNA binding; DNA-binding transcription factor activity, RNA polymerase II-specific. Lineage: Eukaryota; Metazoa; Chordata; Leptocardii; Amphioxiformes; Branchiostomatidae. Gene Ontology annotation, biological process: central nervous system development; regulation of transcription by RNA polymerase II. The transcript has 4 exons. The record is from RefSeq and is a predicted model, not a curated record. The coding region runs from base 63 to 1010 and encodes 315 amino acids. Gene Ontology annotation, cellular component: nucleus.